This is a messenger RNA of Bacillus rossius redtenbacheri, 7613 nucleotides long. Its product is annotated as probable phosphorylase b kinase regulatory subunit beta. Gene Ontology annotation, molecular function: calmodulin binding. The transcript has 22 exons. The record is from RefSeq and is a predicted model, not a curated record. Gene Ontology annotation, biological process: glycogen metabolic process. Gene Ontology annotation, cellular component: phosphorylase kinase complex. Lineage: Eukaryota; Metazoa; Arthropoda; Insecta; Phasmatodea; Bacillidae. The coding region runs from base 169 to 3456 and encodes 1095 amino acids.
GGGACCGGUGCAGCCAACAAAAAUAGAAUGUUUCGAACCCGAACACAGCUGAUUGGAACCUGCUCUCUGUGAUGAAAUAUACGAAAUAUUUCACUGGGUGAGAGAAGACGAUGUUGUUUAUUUAUCUAGGUUUAAUAUGAACUAAGUUUGGAAUCUCACGAGCCAAUAAUGGCAUCCCCAAGAAGUAAACCUCCUCCAAGGUGUAAUGUUCGACAAGGGAGCAUAGUAGACUUGGACGUGGACAUCAAUCUCAAGAUUUCCAACUACGAGGACACUGUCCAUCAGCUCGACUUGAAUUAUGGCCUAGUGAAGAGGCAGCUGCUUCGGCACCAGAGCCCCAUCACCGGCAUGUUCCCCGUGCUGUCGACGGACGAGACCGUGGCGAGCGUGCGCGAGAGCGUGUACUGCGCGGCCGCUGUGUGGAGCCUCUACCAGGCCUACAGGCGCAUCGACGACGACCGCGGGAAGUCGCACGAGCUGGGCCAGUCGACCGUGAAGUGCAUGCGCGGCAUCCUGGAGUGCUGGGUCAAGCAGGCGCCCAAGAUAGAGCUGUUUAAGAAGAACCAGUGCAACAAGCACGCCCUCCACUGCAAGUUCCACCUCGCCACCGGCGACGAAGUGUACGUUGACGAGGAGUACAACCACUUGCAAAUCGACGUGGUGUCGCUGUACCUGCUCUUCCUGGUGCAGAUGAUCACGUCGGGCCUGCAGAUAGUGUACACGCGGGACGAGGUGGCGUUCGUGCAGAACCUGGUGUACUACGUGGAGCGCGCGUACCGCACGCCCGACUACGGCACCUGGGAGCGCGGCAGCAAGUACAACGACGGCACGCCCGAGAUACACGCCAGUUCCAUUGGAAUGGCUAAAAGUGCCUUGGAAGCAAUUAAUGGCUUUAACUUAUUUGGGGAGAAAGGAGCAUCGUGGUCUGUUAUAUAUGUUGAUAUUGAUGCGCACAACAGAAAUAGGAGCAUUUUCGAAACUCUUCUCCCGCGGGAAUCAAGUUCCAAGGGCGUCGAUGCUGCGUUGCUGCCGACGAUACUGUUCCCCGCCUUUGCGACGCACGAGGAGGUUCUCGCGACGGAGACGAAAGCCAACGUAGUGCAGAGGCUGAAGGGACAGUAUGGGUUCAAGAGGUUCAACCGCGACGGUUACAAGACCAAGCUGGAAGACACGAGCAGAAAGUACUACCGCAGUGGAGAAACCAAGGAAUUUGAAAAUAUUGAGUGUGAGUGGCCACUGUUCUUCGCGUUCAUGAUCAUCGAUGGUGUUUUCAAGACCCUUCCGGAUCAGGUUGAGGAAUACGAGAAUUUACUGAAAGAAAGAAUCGUGAAAGAAGCAAAUGGAGACCCGGUGAUCCCGAUGUGCUACUACGUGCCGGCGGAUCGGGUGGAGGCGGAGAAGCAGGAGCCGGGCAGCCAGGCGCGGCAGGCCAGCCCCGAGGGCUGCGGCGGGGCGGGGGGAGUGUUCCUGUGGAACCAGGCCAUGCUGGUGAUAUCGCAGCUGCUCACCUCGGGCCUGCUGCACGUCAACGAGCUGGACCCCAUCCGGCGCUACCUGCCCUCCUACAACCGGCCCCGCAAGGGCGGGCGCUACUCCGCCUUCCAGGCAAAACCUUCAAUAGGCACGGCCACGGACCUGGUGGUCCAGAUCGUGCUGAUAGCGGAGUCGAUGCGGCUGCAGGCGAUGAUGGCGACGUACGGCAUCCAGACGCAGACCCCCCACGAGGUGGAGCCGGUGCAGAUCUGGUCGUCCAAGGAGCUGGUGCAGGUGUACAAGCAGCUGGGGGUCAACGAGAAGCUGGGGCUGCAGGGUAGGCCGGCGCGGCCCGUCGGGGCGCUGGGCACCAGCAAGAUCUACCGCGUGUGCGGCACGACGGUGAUGUGCUACCCGCUGAUCUUCGAGGUGUCGGAGUUCUACCUGUACCGCGACAUGGCCCUGCUGAUAGACGACAUCAAGACGGAGCUGCAGUUCGUGGGCCGGUACUGGAGGCUGUCCGGGCGUCCCACCGUCUGCCUGCUGAUUCGCGAGGAGCACAUGAGGGAUCCUCAGUUCAAGGAGAUGUUGAGCCUUUUCGCGAUGUUGAAGAAAGGUCACUGCGACGGAACCAAAGUUAGAAUUGGGCGUCUGCAGAACCUAGUGGCUUCUUCGUGCAUAGAACAUUUAGACUUCAUGAACUCGUCAGACAUGCCAGACGACGUGGAAGGCACGUUCCAGCAGUUCAAGCAACUGCAGCACGACUACAUCGGCUACCAGAGCCUCACGGACGUUCCCAAGGCCACCGUGUACUCGGAAGACAUCAAGAACUUGAACUUCUUCACGAACAAGCCCAUCUGGGAAGUGGUGGAAGAGCUGAAGAACACGGAAGGUCUCCACGCCAGGGCUCAGUUGUUGGGGGUGCUGCUCAAGAGAGAGGGUUCCAACUACGAAUUUGAUGGGAAAACUGUGGAGCAGCACCUGAAGGCCUUGUACCACCGCGUGGGCGGGCUGCGCUACUGGGUCGCUGUGCGCUACUGCAGCAGCCUGCUGCAGCACACCGUCGACAGCAUCAGCCCCUUCAUCACCACCGUGCUCGUCAACGGCAAGCAGCUGACGGUGGGCGUGAUAGGCCACCAGGAGACGGUGUUCGACAAGCCGAUGACGCCGGCGGAGAUCCAGUCCGUCAUGUUCUCCACGGUGCAGCCGUACGACGUGAUCCUGGCGGUGCUUCAGCAGGAGGUGGUGCUGUACUGCGGCCGGCUCAUCGCCACCGACCCGGAGCUCUUCAAGGGCAUCCUCAAGAUACGGGUCGGGUGGGUGCUUGAGGCCAUGAGGCUGUACUUGCGGAUCUCCUCCGACUCCAAGUCCCUGGAGAGCCACAGCCCGUUCGAAGUUCGGCAGCUGCUCUACAAGAUCCUCACUGUGAGGGAGUGGGGCGCCGACGAGAACCUGACGCCCCUGCAGCGCCGGCAGCUGGAGGGCUGCCUGUGCCGAGUGCCCCCGCACUUCUACAACCAGGUGUGGGACGUGCUGGCGCGCACGCCGCAGGGAGCCUGCGUGCAGGGCUGCCACCUGCCCCAGCAGCCCACGCUGUCCAACAUGAUGCGCAGCGAGCUCAACUUCGCCCUGGAGGUGGAGCAGACGCUGAACCACGUGCCCCGGCCCGAGUACCGCCAGAUCAUCGUCGAGCUCUUGUGCAUCGUCUCGACCAUCUUGCUGCGGAACCCGGAGCUCAGCUUCCAGCACCAGCUGGAUCUGGACCACCUGAUUCAAGAGGCUUUCAGGAUGUUCUGCACGGACAACAAGCUGGGGAGGAGCGAUGAUUCGACCGACCUGACCCCGUUCUGCUCGACGCACUACUCCGUGACGAUCGGCUACCUGGCGCGGGCGGUGGUCAACAACGUGCUGCAGGGGGGCCAGCUGAUGACCGCGGAGAGCGACGACGACAUCGGCCAGGAAGACCCCUGCCGGCUGUCGUGAGGGAUACGCGUUUCCCCCUUCCGGCGCUAGUAGUGAAAUUAUACAAGUUCCUUUUGUUUAGAAUCUUCUGAAAUUUUCGCAGCUUGUGUUUAAGUAACUGCCAGAUAUGUUUCGUACUAAACUUAUGUGUUGUUUAUGUAAUUAUCACCUUUUUAAUGAAUGAUUAGAGGAGGUAGGCGAAGCUUCGAAAGCACUAAUUUGAAACAAUUUUUCGCCAGAUCCAUUGAUACAGUAUUAUGUAACAGCCCAUUAUAGUUUUUGAGCAACUUUGAGAUAAAAAAAAUAACUUAAAAGAAAAUUUCAAAUUACGUUUGUGAGGUUUUUUUUUUAUUUUAAAAUAAGCCUUCAUGUGCAGAUAUAAACUUAGAUUUUUUUUUAAUUAUUUGUUUCACAAUUAAAUGUCCAGCUUUGCCUACCACUAGAAUAUUUUUUUUGUGUAUAUCUAUGAAGUUUGAGAAUGUAAAUCAUACUUCAAUAGCAUGAAAUAUUCUGCUGUCAAGAAUCUAUAAAUUGUGCAGAAUAGGGAACUUGUUCAGUGGAAAUGGCAGGGGACUUUAAUGACAGUUCCUUUCGCGCAGUGAGGCAGGUUUUCUGUGGUUCGAUACCAACCUCGGGCAUGUUCAUUCGCGAGCACAGAGUCAACGCACAUCUGGUUCACUAUUCUCGUAAUAUUAGACCAUUUGGUAUAAAAUCUUUGCUCUCCGUAUUUUUUAUUUUUGUAGUGAAUGAAAAUAUUAAUUUAUUGUACAUAUCAAGUAGUCAUAAAUUUUUCUGAAUCCAAAUCUUAAUAUUCGGAUCACAAAGGGUACCUACCUCAAAUUCGAAUCUAAUUCUCAAGGUUGAAAAAUAAAAUAACUUACUAGAAAUAAAAAUAAUUAACCCUUUAAAAUGUUGAUUUCAAAAACUAAGUUCUCCAAAUAAAGUUAUGUCGCAAUUUUAUUUACAUCAUUGCAUACUAAAAGUACAGUAUCUUGGGGGAUGGUAAUAGUAUAGGUACGAAGAAAAACCAACUAGACCAAAUAAUUGUAAACAUUUCAAUUAAAAUGUUAAUUAACAUGAAAGUUGCUAAUUCAUAUAUAAAGAAAAAAAAAUUGUAUUGGAUUUUUGAAAAAUCAUUGAAAUGAAAUGCGAGAUUUAUUGCAAUUUUUUAUAGUGAGUUUUAGAGAUUAUAAACGAAUGGAACAUAACCAAAAUUACCAUUCAAGAGAAGAUAAGUUUAAUAUCAACAGCAUCGAAUGCAAACUUCAUUACACAUAAAUACACACAAUACAUAUUUGAAUUCCAUUACAAAGAAAAAUAUACAGUAGUCACAUCAAGCAGUUUGAGAGUUUUCCGUGUUGACUUUUUGAGUUAACUACCGUAUUUACCCGAAAGAUUGAAUGUAAUGUGAUCCCAAACCUUUUUUUUUAUUAUUAUGAGUUUAUGAAAAAGACUUUAUGGAUUAUAAAUCGCUUUCAAAUUCAUAGCCCUCGAAAAUUAGUUAAUUUAUUAAAUUAUAAAUUCCCUAUUUACAAGUUUUUUUCUAGUGCAGAUUUUGCCCCAAAAAUUGUAUUUUAUGACUGUAGUUCAAAAGCAGUGGCUGUUCAAAAAGCAGAGAAUGUGCUGAUGUAGGGUGUCUGGUUCCCCCCCCCCCCCCCCCCCCCCAAGAAACACACUGAAGAGAAGCAGAAACAACCCUGCUUCAAUUGUAUCUGAUCAGUCAUUGGUUUAAAUAUCACAUAUAAUCACGACUCUGUUCUACUGUACUUAAUUGAAAUAUUGAGACCUUUAUAAUUAGAGACCGGAAAAGAUCACGAUUUCAAUGACCUGUAGGAUAUACUCCAUGAUCCUCUAAGCACGCAGGAAAAUCGCGUCUGCUCAUUGGCUACUGACUCGUGUCACCUGUUAAUUGGGAUGCUAGUGAUUCGAUACUUCUUUUGUUGAAAGUUUAUCAUUGGCCGAGUGUCAUUCAUAUAAACUGUGGCCCAAUCACUGAUACGGUAGAAAGGCAAACGUAUUUUGAUUCUAGCCUAUCGUGAAAUGAAUUCGCGAAUUUUUCCGGUCUCUAUUUAUGAUUUAAUUUCAGUCAUGUAACUAACCUCUUGUUGUGUAUCAUGUACUAAAAUUUAAUUUUUUACUGUGACUUUCAGUGUAGGUUUUGAUAGCUUUAUCUUGAUUCUAGUUAAAUUAUUUUUUUUUUUUUACUACGUCAUCUCAGUGAAACUGUAGGUGCUAUAAAGCUGUGCCAUACUUAGUCAUAUAUGUAGAGUUUAAGGCUGGUUACCAUACUUAAUUGUCGUAAAGUUCAUUAUGAAAACUGUAUACAUCUAGGUAAGCCUGAAAUUUGGGGAAUUUUUAAGAACCACACAAGUUUAUUUUUAAUUUUUAAGUGAGUAAUGAAAUCUUUAAAAUAUUUCCAGGAAGCGUGAAAGUGAAUUGCAGUGUUAAUUUAAAGUCAUUGCUCCCCAGACAGCUUAGUCCAGAGUAUCUUUUUAAGUCCCGAAAGUCACGAAAAAGUAAUGAAAUUGAAGGUUUUGGUCACGAAAGUUACGAAAAAGUAGCAAAAUAAACAGUUAACAGAAGUAUGAAACUUAUAUUUUCAGUAGCCUUUAGCUAUCUUGUUUUUGAUACCCUGCUUCAGUUUAUAGUCAUACCUUAAACUUAUAAUUGGAGAUAUCCACUUAAACCAGGAGGAAAGUAUCUUUGAAGAAGUUUUAGAUUUCUGACUCAAAAAUUGGCACGUACCUGAAAAUAUUAUAUGUGUAUAAUAUUUUAUUAAUCUGUCCUGAAAGAGUACUGAAAUUGGUUCUCCAGGUAUUUUUCCUUGCCCUACGAUUACUUCUUAUGUAUAUCUCCACAAUUAGAAAGUCCCAUAUGCGAAGUUAAUAUUAUUUGCAAAUUUUAUUUUACCACUGUAAAUUUUAGCUUUCAAUAAGUGCCUUAAAAUUUCCACUGUUUUUUUGUUUAAAACUGAGAAAUUUUUUCUUUUAUAAUAAUAAUAAUAAUAAUAUAAACUUCAGCAUUGACCCCAACUAAACAAAUUUCAAUCUGAAGAAGCCCUUGUGUGACAUGUUUGAAAUGUGGUGAAGAAGAUUAUUUUCAUGCUGUAAAAUGAUUUAAAAACGGUAUAUUUUACUAACAAAUUUUCCAGAUUCCGGGGGUUUUGCUUGAGAACCAAAACCAAUUUAAUAAUUUGUGUAAAGUUAUAAAGACAAAUUCCUAGUUUUAGGAAGCCAAAGUAUUUUAGAUGAAUGUUUAAAAUUUUGAAGUAGAGUUUGUGUAUUUUUUUGCUCAUUUAUUCAUGUGUUACUCAGAAAAACAUUUUGUUAAUGUUUGUUUGUACGUAUUUCUAUUGUAAAUAUGUAUAUCUAUAUGCAAGCUUUUUAACAGUUCGAGCAUUUUCGAGCACAAAAAUAAUAUGUGACGUGUACAGUACUUUCAGACAUGGGUACUGGCGAGUUUGCAAGUGAAACAAUACGUUAACUGUUAACUUUUUAGCAUCAUUGUAACUUAAAUAGUUAAUUUUUCAACCAUUCAACUUUUACUAAACAAUUCAGUUUUUUUGUGAAUAAAAAAAACUUAUUGAGUUAUUUUCUAGUUAAGUUUAAAAAAUAUUUUUAUGCUCUCCUUUUCAUUUUAAAAAUGAAAUGAUUUUGAACAAACUCACUUUUGUGUUAAUAACUUAUUAUUUUAAGUGACUAGUUUUCUUUUAAGUUCCAUGCUGAUAUGUAUAAUGAAAUUUUGUUUCGUUAUACCAAUAUAACCUGGUUUAACAUAAAUAUCCGUGAGAAUCAAGUAAACAAAAUUUUUAUGUUUUUUUUUUUUACCAACUUUUAAUCUUUUACUUUUUUGAGGCAUUAACUUUUAAUAUUUCUAAGUUAGUUUUUUGGCACAAUAACUUGAACUCGAAAAUUUUUUUUUUUUUUUUUUAACUAACCUACCCAUAUCUGUGUACUGGUGGUGAAUGACAAUUCACAGGUAUCGUGAAACACAAUUGUAUUUUGCGCUAUCGGUUUGUCUGUCUGUACUCCCAAACUUUUUUUUUUUUUUUUAUGUCAUGAUUAUUUUUUGUCAGAAUAUUUCAAAUAUUUGAGAUGUAAUAAAAACCUAUUUCCUAAAAUAAAACAGGCUAACCUCUUUUAUCCGACCUUAGCAACAAGUGUCACUGGGUGACAUUU